AUGGGAAAAACAUGCCUUAGUCGCUUGCAGCCUUCUUUUCACAAAAUUCCUGUUCCUGUCUCAGAUCUCGAAUGUGAGAGGGUAUAUGCAGAAGUGCUGGAGGAUAAUGCUGAGUCCGCAAUCGUACCUGACUACCAGGACAAGACUGCUGAGGUUGUUGUCGAACUGGAGAAGGGAACUGUUCAUCUGCUACCGUUUCAGUCCGUCCAGCAGCAAGUAGAACAGGGCACAGUUCGAUUGUUGUAG
Molecule: messenger RNA, 246 nt
Organism: Ostertagia ostertagi
Lineage: Eukaryota; Metazoa; Nematoda; Chromadorea; Rhabditida; Trichostrongylidae
Source: the annotation of a GenBank genome assembly